AGUUGUUAAGAAAGAAAGCAGUAGUAUUGGCAAUUUAGCAUGAAAGCAGUGAAAAAUGGACAGUUGAAUCUCCCCAAAUCUGACACCCCAUAUGCUCAAACUAUACUGAAGACAAUCACGUGACCUUUCACUUUUUUCUUCCCUCCUUUAAUUUCCCUCAAACCAUGCGCCCUCUUCUUCUUCCUCUCUACCUUUUGUUCCUUCAUCAUUUCUACAUUUACUUACCUUUCUUCCAUUUCAAUUCAAACACAAUUUAACUCAAAUAUUAAAAAUACCCUUAUACUUUUAGGAGGGAGCUCCUUUACUCCCUCAGAUCUGCCUCUUAAUUUCUGGGUUUGUUUUCUUUUUUCUAAUUACAUUUGGUGGAAAAAGGGAAGACAUCAUACAACCAAAUUCUGGGAAAUGGGGGUUAUUUCUCGGAAAUUAUUCCCAGCAUGUGGGAGUAUGUGUGUUUGCUGUCCUGCUUUAAGGUCUAGGUCCAGGCAACCUGUUAAGCGCUACAAGAAGCUAAUUGCUGAUAUAUUUCCCAAAUCUCCUGAUGUUCAGCCAAACGAGCGGAAACUUGUUAAGUUAUGUGAGUAUGCUGCCAAAAAUCCUGUUCGUAUCCCUAAGAUUACAAAACAACUUGAAGAGAGAUUCUUUAGAGAAUUACGGUAUGGACAUGUGAAGAUUGUUGGCACUAUCAUGGAAGCUUAUAAUAAGUUGUUAUGUAUGUGUGGGAAACAAAUGGCAUACUUCGCUGCCAGUCUGUUGCUUCUAAGUGAUGAGGUUUUGGAUCAUUCAAAGGAAGUCUUGAUACAGGCAGCUGGGUGUCAAACAUUAACUCGAUUUAUCUAUAGUCAGACUGAUGGCACUUAUGCUCGCAAUAUUGAAAGUUUUGUUACCAAGGUGUGUGUUAUAGCUCGUGAGACUGGGAAAGAACAUCAAAAUCGUGCCUUGAGAGCUUCGUGCCUGCAGUGCCUUUCAGCUAUGGUAUGGUACAUGACUGAGUUUUCUCACAUUUUUCAUAGUAUUGAUGAGAUUGUGCAAGUCAUUUUAGAUGACUAUGAAGGAGAAUUACACAAUGAGGAAAGGGAAGAACCACGUCAUCACUGGUUGGAUGAGGUUGUUAGAUGCUCAGGAGGUGUUUCUGCUGUCCCCGGUGCUGCAAGCCCUUGCUGUACUGCUGUUAGGCCUCCUCCGGACAAGAAAAAUUUUUCUUCGUUAACCAAAGAGGAGAUUGAGAAUCCAAGAGUAUGGGCUCAAAUUUGUCUCCAAAGAUUAGCGGAGCUUGCAAAAGAGAGCACAACUAUGCGUCCAGUUCUAGAGCCUAUGUUUAUAUAUUUUGAUACAGGGCAUCACUGGUCUACUCAGCAGGGACUGGCGGUCACAGUUCUGUGUGAUUUGUGCUAUUUCAUGGAAGCUCCAGAAAAUCAGCAGGUAGUUUUGAAUGGCAUAAUACGUCAUAUGGACCACAAAAAUGUUGUGCAUGACCCCACAGUUAAGUCAUGUGUUGUCCAAGUUGCUGCGAAUGUUGCACGACAGAUUAGAUCUGUUGCAAGUUUAUCUGAUGUUGGAUGCAUUAGUGACUUGUUGCGCCACUUGAGGAAGAGUCUCCAGUCAAUAGCUGGUCCAAUUGGAGAAGAGGCCAACUUGAAUAUCCACUUACAAAAUUCAAUUGAGUCUUGUUUACUUGAAAUUGCAAAAGGGACACGGGAUGCAGAUUCGUUGUUUUAUUUUAUGGUGAUCGCAUUGGAGAAGUUGCCUUCUGUUGGAGUUGUUGCCAGGGCAACCUUGGGUUCAGUUUUAAUUCUUGCUCAUGUAUCAGUGGCAGUCUACUCCCAUUUGCAGCUGGCCUUCCCCGAAGCCCUUCUUAUCCAUAUUUUGAAAGCUAUGCUGCACACUGAUAUUGAAGCACGUGUUGUGGGUCAUCAGAUAUUUUCUGUUCUACUGUUCCCAAGUUCUUGGAGAUCUUAUGAAACAAGGAUAUUGCAGUCUAACAGGAGAUCUGCAUUAGCUUCAGUCACUGAUUUACUAGAUAAGCUUCGGAAAGAAAAACAUUUUACGGGAGAAAAGAUUGUGGAUGGUGGAGUAGAUGAGUUUAGUGGUAGAGAAGUUCCGGAGGAUGAGUUUAAGCAGGGAUGGACUUGCCGCAGCUCCCCUAACUUCUCCAAGUUGAGCUCUAUUAUUGACCGGACAGCUGGAACAAACAACUUUUCUGAUGAAACUUCAAUAAUGAAGCUGACUGAAGAUCAGAUACUACAACUGCUUUCGGGAUUUUGGAUACAAGCGAAUCUUUCAGAUAAUGUACCAUCAAAUUUUGAGGCAAUCGCUCAUUCAUACUGUUUGAUGCUCAUAUCUUCGCACAUUAAGAAUACCAAUCACAGUGUUAUUGUGCGUUUCUUCCAACUUCCCAUAUCUUUAAGAAAUGUAUCAUUGUGUAGCGAUUCUGGGAUGCUUCCGCCUUCUUGUCGGAGAUCAAUGUUUAUAACAUCCACUUCCAUGCUGAUGUUUGCUGCCAGGAUGUACCACAUGCUCGAUUUGAGUGAUCUUCUAAGGUCCCAAGUUCCAUCUGACGUUGAUCCCUUUUUGUGUAUCAAUGAGGAUCUUCAGGUCUUUGUCAAAUCUGAAGAGGAUAUCGGACAAUAUGGUUCAGCAAUAGAUAGUCAAGCAGCUAUCUCAUUCCUCUCUGAAUUACGAGAAAAGCACAAAAAUGAUAAGAUUAUGCUGGGCAUUAUAGUGCGACAUCUUUGUUGUACUGUUAAGGUAGAGGAGGAAGAGCUCCUAAAUCAGCUAUCUGCUACGUUCUCGCCUGAUGAGGCCUUCAUCUUUGCCCCCAAAGAAUUACGAGAACUAGAUCAUACUCAGGUUAUUCGCCAUUUGAAGGAGUCGCCUUCUCUGGAUGGUGAAUUAUCUAUUAGUUCAAUUGUUGAAGACGACGUGACCAAUUCAUUACCUGUUUCGAAUGUUUAUGGUCAAAAAAUGCCACGUUCCCCUUCAGAGUCUCAUAUUAUUAGCGUCGGAAGGCUUUUAGAAUCAGCACUUGAAGUUGCUGGACAAGUAGUUGGGACGCCAGUCUCAACUUCUCCCUUAUCAUACAGUAUGAUGGCUGGUCAAUGUGAAGCUCUUGAGACAGGCACUAGGAAAAAGCUCUCUAAUUGGUUGGCCCAGGAAAACUCCGCCUCUGGCGAUGUAUUUUCCUUUCCAUCAGAUGGACCCACUACAAGUAACCCAACUUCGCCUCGUGUUGGUGGUGUAAACGUGGAAACAGGAUCCCAUGAACAGUUUAAUACUUUGAGAUUGCCUCCGGCGAGCCCCUUUGACAACUUCAUACACGCAGUUUCUGGUCCUAGACCCAUCUUAGCAGGACUAUCCCCCUAAAGGAUGGGUAGAGAAGCGUAGUCUCAAGUGAAGUGUAUCUAUCUAGUUUUAUGUUAGUCGGAACUGUGUAGUUCAUCAGACUAAUUAAAUAGUUGUAGAUCUUGUUGCAAAACCAUGUAGCUUAAGGAAAUGAAAAUGUGUUGCCUAAUCUAAUCGGUGCAUGACAGAAUCAGCGACUUAAUGCAUCCUGUUUCGUAUAUCUACUUGCAAUUCUAUAUAUCGUGUGAUUCCUAUGAUUACGCUA
Molecule: messenger RNA, 3604 nt
Organism: Amaranthus tricolor (Joseph's coat)
Lineage: Eukaryota; Viridiplantae; Streptophyta; Magnoliopsida; Caryophyllales; Amaranthaceae
Product: protein SEMI-ROLLED LEAF 2
Exons: 20
Coding region: 403-3360 (985 amino acids)
Source: RefSeq, a predicted model, not a curated record